ACUGUAUUCUUCCUCCUCUGAAAUUUAAUGGCCCCCAUUCGACAUAGUAUUUACAUGGGCCUCAUUUCUACGUGUUUAUGUAUGUACUAAUGCAGACCAGUGUUACAUGAGCUGCCACCACGUGGCUUAAAACCCAAGAGAGCUGGGCUCCAACAUUCUCUAGAAGCACAGUGAAGAAUAGACCUUCACUGUACCUGCCAUUCCUCAACACUAAACUGCCCUUGUCCUCGCGGAUUUGCCAGUGAAAUUCCUCCGGGGGCAGGAGGGAAGGGGGGGAAAGCCACACGAAGAUCUUACAACUCCGGGGCACAGCAAAUAAUGCGGUGGGGUAUACAUAUAUUUAGAAAACCAUAGUGCAAACCUCAGGGAAAAAAACAUGUAAUCAAAAGGCGACGGGGAGAACUUGGGUGAUCAAGAAAGUUCCCGGCCAAAAGACCUUCAGAUUCCGAAGGAAGGUGCAAUCUUUGUCCCUCGAAACUCAGUUCAAACCACUCCCCCAGCAUCACGUGAACUGUCGGUGAACUGGAUGCAAGUUACAGCUUCAGAGGCUGGGAUGAGCGCCUCGCCAAGCUGCUCCGGGGUCACAUGUCUUCCAGAAGGGCACUGGUGUGACAGAGGAGAGCACGUCCAGGAUACGUGCUCCUGUUUGCGCUCCGGGAAGGAAAGAGAGGUCCUUGAGCAAAAUGGGAAAUGGUUCCGUGAAACCCAAACAUUCCAAGCAUCCAGAUGGCCGCUCCGGACACCUCACCAUCGAUGCCCUGCAGAGCAAGGUGACAGAGCUGGAGAAAGAGCUGAAGAAGAAGGAUGCCGAGAUCCAGGAGCAGGAGUACCAUUUGAAGGAGCUGCGGGAGCAGCUGUCAAAGCAGACUGUGGCCAUCGCUGAGCUCACGGAGGAGCUGCAGAACAAGUGCAUCCAGCUGAACAAGCUGCAGGAUGUGGUGCAUAUCCAGGGAGGGAGCCUGCUUCAGGCCUCUCCAGACAAAGUGCCUCUGGACAUCCACCGGAAGACGUCGGGCUUGGUCUCCCUCCAUAGCCGAAGGGGAGCAAAGGCUGGGGUGUCUGCUGAACCAACAUCCCGAACCUAUGACCUCAACAAACCCCCGGAAUUUUCCUUUGAGAAGGCAAGAAUCAGAAAGGACUCCAGUGAGAAGAAGCUCAUUACAGAUGCUCUUAAUAAAAAUCAGUUUUUGAAGAGACUGGAUCCUCAGCAGAUCAAAGACAUGGUAGAAUGCAUGUAUGGAAGGAGCUACCAGCAAGGGAGUUACAUCAUUAAGCAAGGAGAACCGGGAAACCACAUCUUUGUGCUUGCAGAGGGCCGAUUAGAGGUGUUCCAAGGUGAGAAAUUGCUAUCAGCCAUCCCUAUGUGGACCACAUUUGGAGAAUUAGCCAUUUUAUACAACUGUACAAGGACCGCCUCCGUGAAAGCUAUUACAAAUGUUAAAACUUGGGCACUAGAUCGAGAGGUAUUCCAGAACAUAAUGAGAAGGACAGCUCAAGCGAGAGAUGAACAGUACAGAAACUUCCUCAGAAGUGUAUCCUUGCUGAAGAAUUUACCUGAGGACAAAUUAACCAAGAUCAUUGACUGCUUGGAAGUGGAAUACUAUGACAAAGGAGAUUAUAUUAUACGAGAGGGCGAGGAAGGAAGUACCUUUUUCGUUUUAGCCAAAGGAACGGUAAAAGUCACCCAGAGUACAGAGGGCCACGAUCAACCACAACUGAUAAAAAUACUGGAGAAAGGAGAAUAUUUUGGAGAAAAAGCUCUUAUCAGUGAAGAUGUCAGAUCAGCUAACAUUAUUGCUGAAGAAAAUGAUGUCGCAUGCCUGGUUAUAGAUCGAGAAACGUUCAACCAAACAGUUGGGACUUUUGAAGAACUCCAAAAAUACCUUGAAGGGUAUGUGGCAAACCUGACCCGUGAUGAUGAAAAAAGACAUGCAAAGAGGUCCAUGUCUCACCGGAAGCUGUCCAAAGCUCUCUCUCUGGAGAUGAUUCAACUGAAGGAGAAGGUGGCCAGAUUCUCCUCAUCAUCUCCAUUCCAGAACCUUGAGAUUAUUGCAACACUGGGCGUUGGUGGGUUCGGAAGAGUUGAGCUUGUUAAAGUAAAAAAUGAGAACGUUGCUUUUGCUAUGAAGUGUAUAAGGAAGAAGCACAUCGUUGACACCAAGCAACAGGAGCAUGUCUACUCAGAAAAGAGGAUCCUGGAGGAGCUGUGUUCCCCCUUCAUUGUAAAAUUAUAUCGUACGUUCAAGGACAAUAAAUAUGUAUACAUGCUUCUGGAAGCCUGCUUAGGUGGGGAGCUAUGGAGCAUAUUGAGGGACAGAGGCAGCUUUGAUGAAUCCACCUCCAAGUUCUGUGUUGCUUGUGUGACAGAAGCAUUUGAUUACCUGCACCGACUAGGCAUUAUCUACAGAGACCUGAAGCCAGAAAACUUAAUUCUGGAUGCUGAGGGCUACCUGAAAUUGGUUGACUUUGGAUUUGCUAAGAAAAUAGGAUCUGGACAGAAAACAUGGACAUUCUGUGGAACUCCAGAGUAUGUAGCUCCUGAAGUCAUUCUGAACAAAGGACAUGACUUCAGUGUGGAUUUUUGGUCCCUGGGAAUUCUAGUGUAUGAGCUCCUAACGGGCAACCCACCCUUUUCUGGGAUUGACCAAAUGAUGACCUACAAUUUGAUUCUCAAAGGAAUUGAAAAAAUGGAUUUUCCCAGAAAAAUUACAAGACGACCUGAGGAUUUGAUUCGGAGGCUUUGCAGGCAAAAUCCAACAGAAAGACUGGGAAAUCUGAAGAAUGGAAUCAAUGACAUUAAGAAACACAGGUGGUUAAAUGGUUUUAAUUGGGAGGGACUGAAAGCACGGAACCUUCCAUCACCUUUACGAAGAGAGCUCAAUGGACCCACAGAUCAUAGCUACUUUGACAAGUAUCCUCCUGAAAAGGGAGUGCCUCCUGAUGAGCUGUCAGGCUGGGAUAAAGACUUCUGACAGAAAACAAAACAAACAAAACAAUGAUUACUGCACAUCUACUACAAAAGAGGAAAAUCCGCACCAAUAAUCCAGCGCUGAUUAUUUCUCUCUUUGGAAUAUUGUGAUAUCUUUUGGAAGACCAUUAGGGAAAUGAAAUCCCUACCCAUGAGCUGGGGAGGAUGAUAGUGGGUAUGGAGGUGGUUCUGAAUUAUAAUGUCUUAUUUAGAUGCUGUGAAUUAUUCAUGUAUUCUAUUCUUUGCUUUUCUCAAAUGUUGAAGGUUAUUCUAUUCUCCUCUCCACAGUCAGAACUGUUUUUUGUUGAAGGGGUAUAGCUUUGUCUGCAAUCUGUUGCUCCAUUCUAAUCAUAUUCACCUCCCUUGAGCCCUAAUAAGGUUUAAGAAGCAGCGCCUUUGAGCAACUAAGUCAUGCAAAUAGUAUCAAGAACAAGGGUGAAUUUUGGAAGAUUUCCCCUGCUCUUAACAAUUCUAUGUAAGCAUUAUGGCAUCUUAAAGUGGUGAUUUGCAGAAAUCUGGGUAGUCAAUAGAGUCUGUUGACUUUUACCUGCAUUUAACCUAGAAAUGUAUUAAUGUGCUUCUGGUAUUCGUCUUGGGAAAGGCAAGUUUGAGUCGUUAGUCAGUGGUACCACUCUCUAAAAUAAAGGACUUAAUUAAUCCAACCAGGUAAUUAUAUUCUGUUGGAGAACUUAGAAAAUAUAAAGAAAAAAAAAAGUUUUCACUAUCCUGUGACCAGCUGUGACACCUUGGAGACUUUCCAAAGCCUUGUUAAAGGUGGUUAUAAUGUGUGGUUAAGUAACAGGCUUUUUGAAAGGUUUUAUCUUAUAUACUAAAUGUUUUCACAAUCAAAAUAGAAAACAUGCAGAAACAAAAUUGUGAAGGCUUUUCCUUCCCUUUAAAUGUGGAGGAGAAUAAAGUCGGAUAGGUAACGUUGCUGACUCUUUGAAACCCUUGAGGUAUUUUGGCCAAUGUGUGAUUGUUGCUAUUAGUAAACCCAGAAUAUAGAGUAACCACAGUUAAUUUUUAAUGAAGAUCCCAUUGGUAAAUGUUCAUGCACUGUAAUCACUGCUGUGUUAAUAACUUUUUAAAAAGACAUCUGAGUCAUGGCUGUGUUUAUAAUUUUAGAUUAUUAAGGCAGGCAAGCUGCUGGAGAAGCGAUGGGACUUCAGAAGUAAAAACAUCACCUAGCACCGGCCCUCCAGCCUCCUCCUUGCCAUCUUCCAAAUAAUGAAGAGAGUAGUUUCAAUUGCUUUGGAGGCCAGUACCUGAGAACUUUACUAGUAAAUGUUUUUCUGUAUCAACCAUGAUCACCCCCUUACCUUCCUUCCAAAAUGGAUGGGAAGCAGACUUUGUAUCUUUUUGAUCUGGCAGAGUAAAAAUGCCAUCUAAGUUACUGCAUUUUUCAAGCUUUUGGUUAUAUUUUCAUAUGCUGAUGUUCUAUGGGAAUAGCCUCUACCCACACCCCACCCAUGUUUUUUGCAUUCAGAGAAAGCCAGCUUCAUGUUUCCUAAAGAGUUAAACCAGAUAAGAAAGGCCCAACUCAAGAGGCGCAUCCUUAACAAACGGAAUUUCCACAUUUAGAAUCCUUUUGCUGAACCAAAGAAUUUUUGUUUCCUGGAGUAGUAUUUUUAAAGAUUAUGUAUUGUACAUAGAAGAACCAUUUUUAAUGGAUCAACAUAACCUGCUUAAUGAAUUUCUAAGAUUUUUAAAAGAUUUUUAUUUGCAUUUGAUUUGUAAGCACUGUAUGUUUUUCCGUGUAUAUAUUUUUAAAUUACCCACCUAAAUGUAGGAAAUUUAUGUACUGGGUAGAUAUUAGAACUGUACAGUAUAAUAACAAUAAUAUUCUCAAAGGAGAUCAAGAAUUGUAAUUCAAGAAGGACCUACAUAUAUACAAAUAAAAACCGACUUAGACUACUACAGGUAUUUUGCCUGUGACUGGCCAUAUCAAUAUGUCAUAUACACAUCUGAUGUUUAUUGUGUUUCUUUAGAAUGCUUUAGAAAGAUGAAGAAAUGAGAGACUGAACCAUCAUAUAAUCCCAAUUCCACUAUUUCUUAGCUGAGCGACCUUGGGAAAAUGAUUUCACCUUUUUGUGUACUAGCUUUCUCACCUAUAGAAAAAGGCACAGUAAAAUAAUACCUACUUUAGAGGCCUGUUUCAGGGAUUAAAUAAGAUAUCUGUAGAGUCCUUUGCUGAUAUCUGUGAAAUAAUUAAUGCUACAUAGGUGGGAGCUACUGUUACUUAUCUCUAUUAGAAUUAAAGGGACCUUAAUAACCAUUUAUUCCUGAGCCUUAUGUAUCAUUGGUAUCUGUAUGCACAACUGAACCCCCCAAAAUUCACUAUCUUUUUCUUUUAAAUAAUGAAGUAAAGAUGGUUGACCAAACUCUAGUUCAUAAAAUGAAGACUAACCCUUACCAAAAUUAAGUGCUUUAUUGAGAGCUCGCCUAAAUUUCUAAAUUUUAAG
This is a messenger RNA of Hipposideros armiger (great roundleaf bat), 5430 nucleotides long. RefSeq names its product protein kinase cGMP-dependent 2 (gene PRKG2). Gene Ontology annotation, biological process: protein phosphorylation. The record is from RefSeq and is a predicted model, not a curated record. The transcript is spliced from 19 exons. Gene Ontology annotation, molecular function: cGMP-dependent protein kinase activity; ATP binding. Lineage: Eukaryota; Metazoa; Chordata; Mammalia; Chiroptera; Hipposideridae. Bases 684 to 2972 code for a protein of 762 amino acids.